This is a messenger RNA of Plasmodium relictum, 390 nucleotides long. RefSeq names its product conserved Plasmodium protein, unknown function. Lineage: Eukaryota; Apicomplexa; Aconoidasida; Haemosporida; Plasmodiidae. The transcript has 4 exons. Bases 1 to 390 code for a protein of 129 amino acids. The record is from RefSeq and is a predicted model, not a curated record.
AUGAACAUUACAAAAUUACUUUUUUUGUUCUUAAUUAUGCUAGUAAAUGAAAUAAAAGGAGCAAAAUGUUCAAACGAAAAGGAAAAAUUUUCUCAAAACAUAAGUUUCAUACAAUCAAAAAUAAAAAAUGAUGAAAAAAUUAUGCCUGGUACUUUUGAUUUAUUUUCUGCUAAACCAACAUCUAUACAACCAAAUUUUAAUUUCUUCUUAGAAGAAAAUAGUAAUUUUUGGUUGCGUCGUACUUUAAAUAAUGAAAAAAAUAGAAAUAUAAGAAGAAAUUUUGCUGAUUUUCAAGAAUUAAGACAAAAUGAUAUACUAAGAUUUCAAGAGUUAAUGAUAAUACAAAAUGAACAAAUAAAAAUGAUAAAGAGUGUCAUUUUUUCUAUUUAA